Messenger RNA from Stegastes partitus (bicolor damselfish), 1567 nucleotides. Its product is annotated as leucine-rich repeat-containing protein 40. Gene Ontology annotation, cellular component: cytoplasm. Lineage: Eukaryota; Metazoa; Chordata; Actinopteri; Pomacentridae. The annotation marks the transcript as partial. The record is from RefSeq and is a predicted model, not a curated record. The transcript is spliced from 12 exons. Gene Ontology annotation, molecular function: protein binding.
UUGCACAGCAGAGUUGUUCGGUUGCCGGCGGACGGUUUGGGUGUGGAGGGAAACAUCAGCGUGUCAGUGCUGCAAGGGUGGAUUCUGAUAUCACGCGAGCAAUGUCUCGGUUCAAACGAGUGAAUAAGGGGGACUCUCUGGCGGGCUUCAGGAGGGAGAACCCAGAACCGACUGUUCCUUACGGUCUGCUGAAGGCAGCGAGGAAAAGCGGGCAGCUGAACCUGUGUGGCCGAGGGCUGACUGAGGUCCCUCAGAGUGUGUAUCGUCUCAGCAUUGACACACCAGAGGAGGCCCAGCAGGAUGUGUCCUUUGGAGAAUCAGAUCGCUGGUGGGAACAGACUGAUCUCACAAAACUGCUGCUCUCAUCCAAUCAACUUACACAAUUGUCGGAAGACAUCAAACUGCUGCCUGGACUGAUUACACUUGAUCUCCAUGACAACCACUUGAGCAGUUUACCCAGUGCUUUAGGAGAGCUGCAGGAGCUGCAGGAACUGCGACUCAGUCAUAAUCAGCUGUCAUCACUGCCAGUGGAGAUAUUUACUCUGAGGAACCUUUGUAGCCUCACGUUGCAGCACAAUCUCCUGGAAAGCCUGCCAGAGGAACUGGGACAACUAGAGAACCUGACAGCGCUGGACCUGUCCAACAACAAUCUGAAGGACCUGCCCUCCAGUCUUGGCUGUCUCACCAGUCUGCAGAAAGUAAUCCUCUGUCACAACAAGCUUCAUUCUCUGCCUGACAGCCUAGCAGAGCUCACAAAUGUUAAGCUCUUGGACUGCAGCAGUAACCAACUGACUGACAUUUCUGCCAGCCUAUCAAAGAUGCUCUCACUAGAGCAACUUUACCUUAGACACAACAAGCUCCGGCACCUCCCACAGCUCCCCACACCUGCACUUAAGGAGUUGUAUGUUGGAAACAACCUAAUUGAGAAGUUGGAGACAGAGGAGCUGGCGAGCCUGACAGCCAUAUCCCUGCUAGAACUCAGAGACAACAAAAUCAAAAUCCUCCCUGAACAGAUCACGUUACUGAGCACACUCACACGUCUCGACCUCACCAACAAUGACAUUGCCACUCUUCCAGCGACUCUCAGCCUACUGCCCAAUCUGAAGGUAUUGCUGUUGGAGGGAAACCCCCUACGAGGAAUCAGGAGAGACCUUCUCACCAAAGGAACCAAUGAACUUCUGAAAUAUUUAAAAGGAAGAAUUAAAGAGGAGCCUGAGAAAGCAGAAGAAGGACAUACAGCGAUGACAUUACCCAGCCAGGCUAUGGUCAAUGUGCAUAACAUUCAAACUCUCAAGGUAUUGGCGUACAGUGACAAGCAGGCAGGCAGUAUUCCAGAUGAGCUGUUUGAUGCUGCAGCACAUCAAGGUGUUGCCACGGUCAACUUCAGCAAGAACCAGCUGACUUCCAUUCCUCCCAGACUGGUGGAGUUCCAGUCUUCGCUGUCAGACAUCAACCUGGGUUUCAACAGACUGACCUGCUGUUCUCCUGACAUCGGCAAUUUACUACAGCUGACACACAUUGAUCUCAGGUACACACAGGCACGGAUCAGCACAUCUACAUUUUCAAU